AUGUUGGCAAAGAGAAAACAAGGACGCUAUGAGAACCCAAGGGAUUACCUAGAUGCCCUUGUCAACAUUUAUCAGCGGGACCGCUACCCCCAGGAUUAUGAGCAGAACCUGCAGACUGCUUUCAUCGAGAACCUGCAUGAUGAUAUUAAAUAUGUUGUCAUAGGGAUAGCUGAAGGAUCAGCUAUGCCGCUCCCUCGAGUAGUGGACAUCGCAGAGCGCGUAUGGCAGAGCCUUGGCCAUAGGAAAACAGCAGCACCAAAGCAACCAGAGGUGUUCGCUGUUAAUGCGGCAACAGCACGGCCAGCCAGACAGCAACCUGCCCGCCGCACCAAGGCAGCUGACAAGCCUCAAAGCCUACCUUACACAGAGGAAUGGACUCAGCCUGCCAAGGACCACUACAGAAAACCCCGCUCACCACAGCGGCAGCGUCUGCACAACCACAACUGUCACCCUCAACCAGAGAUGAAAUCUCUCAGUGACAGACUGACAGCCGUAGAGGCACUACUGAGAGCUAAACAGCAUCCUGUGGUCUCAACGCCACCACCUGCUAAGUCUUCUGGGAAAAAGAAGUCACCCAAGAAAAAGACUCCAACAGGUGCUUCCAUCACAGCAUGCUUCAGCCAAGGAUGUCAAUCACCUCAGAAGCAGAAGAAGAGACUGUCUCUAAAGGAGGGACUGCUCAUCUGCCUGCAAACGUUCAAGAGACUGCCCGGUCACCUGCUCCAGCAAAGGAAUCUGUUGACCAGCAGCUCCACUGACAACUUGCUUGCCCUGGCAAGGGAGGACAGAGGGCUGACGGUGAUAGUAAAAUGGCUCUCUCACGGCAGGACAAAACGGGAGACAGGAUCGUCCUUACAGGACAAGUUCCCUGAGAGCGGAGAAAUCACGGUCACUGCCAAGGACCUGGACUUAGUGCUACAAGUGGAACGGAAUCGACAGCUCCUGAGUGCAGGCUUCACUGAGACUCACUAUAAGGAAGAUGGACAGCGGGUCACUCACACACCCAAUCUCACCGAUCACUGUUUCUACCAUGGCCAGGUCAGAGGACGUGCUGAUUCCUGGGUAGCCUUGAGCACUUGUUCCGGAACAAGGGGCCUGAUAGCUCUGAGCUCCAAUGACACGUUUUACCUUGAGCCAAUAGGAGGACAGGGGACUGUCCACCACUCCUUUCGGCGUACAGAGAGCCUGCCAAUCAGAGGAGGGACCUGCGGGCAUGGGCAUCAAACUAGACAUCCAAACCUGCUCUCUGGGCUCUUUAAACCUUUGCAUCAAAGGGUACGACGGAACGCCUGGGGCACAACCAAGUACAUGGAGCUUUACAUAGUUGCAGACAACACACUGUACAAAAGGCAAAACAAGGACCUACACAAAACUAAACUGAGGAUUAUGGAAAUAGCCAAUUAUGUUGACAAGUUCUACAGAGCACUGAAUAUUCGGGUUCCACUGAUUGGCCUGGAGGUGUGGACGGACCGGGACCAGUGUAUUGUCACCGAGGAGCCAAACGCCACGCUCUGGUCCUUCCUGCAGUGGAGACAAAAACUCAAGUCUCGCAAGAAACACGACAACGCUCAGCUUCUCACGGGUGUGAUCUUUAAGGGUACGACCAUUGGCAUGGCUCCUCUGGAGGGCAUGUGCAGUCAUGAGAACUCAGGCGGUAUCAAUGUGGACCACUCGGAGCUGCCGAUAGGGGCUGCGGCCACCAUGGCUCAUGAGAUCGGCCAUAACUUUGGCAUGAGCCAUGACCAUGAGGGCUGCUGUGUGGAGGCCACUGCUGAGCAGGGAGGCUGCGUGAUGGCCGCCGCUACUGGGCACCCGUUUCCAAAGGUUUUUAGCCGAUGCAGCAAAAGGGACCUGGAUAAUUACUUCCAGAAAGGAGGGGGUAUGUGUCUCUUCAACAUGCCCAAUAUGGAUGACCUAGUUGGGGGAAAGAGGUGUGGCAAUGGCUUCGUGGAGGAGGGAGAGGAGUGUGACUGUGGAGAGCCAGAGGAAUGUACCAAUGACUGCUGUAACGCUAACAACUGUACUCUGAAAGCAGAGGCUCAGUGUGCCCAUGGUGUUUGCUGUGAAGAAUGCAAGCUGAAGCAGGCAGGGACAAUGUGUAGAGGGGCAGCAGGGGCGUGUGACCUCCCCGAGUACUGCACAGGGGCGUCUCCGUACUGCCCUGCCAACGUCUACCUGCUGGACGGCUCCGCAUGCCAGUAUGGCACCGCCUACUGCUACAACGGCAUGUGUCUGACCCAUGAACAGCAAUGUCUGCAACUCUGGGGCUACGGUGCCCGUCCUGCACAUGACGCAUGUUUCCAGGACGUCAAUGCCGCGGGGAACGCUUUUGGGAACUGCGGCAAAGAUGAACAUGGCAACUACGUUAAGUGUGAGAAAAGCGAUGCCAAGUGUGGGAAGAUCCAGUGCCACAGUGCUGCCAAGAAGCCCAAAGGCACCAAUGCCGUGUCCAUCGACACCACUAUCCGCACGGACGGCAUGGAGGUCAAAUGUCGUGGCACGUACGUUUACACCACGCAGGACGGGCAGGGCGAUCUGCCGGACCCGGGCCUGGUCAUGACUGGCACCAAAUGUGGCGAGGGCAAGGUGUGCAAAGACAGGAAGUGCCAAAAUGCCUCCUUCACUCAGCUGGAGACUUGCAUCGCUCGUUGUCAUGGUCACGGGGUGUGUAACAGCAACGGGAACUGCCACUGUAACCGUGGAUGGGCCCCGCCCUUCUGUGAGAAACCGGGACUGGGGGGGAGCGUGGACAGUGGGCCCAUUCAGUAUGACAGUCAGGCAGGGCUGGUUGUGGGGCUCCUCUUUGCUUUUCUGGUUGUGCUUCCUGCCGUCCUCAUUGCUUUUUAUUGCUACAAAGUCAAGAGCUCCUACUACCACAGGUGGCUCUCACAGAGAGAGAAGACCAAGGCCAGCAGACACGAGAGCCCUGCCGAGAAGGCAAAGAAUGGACACUUGAAUCCGGCGUUCCAUCUGAAGAUGGUUGGACACUCCAACAAAAGCACAAACCUCAAAGGGCUUCCUCACACCAGCAAAGAGGUGCUUCCUCUUCGACCAAGUCCCACCCCAACUGGUAACCAGCCAGUUAACGUAGUCCGGCCCCUUCGUCCGGCCCCCUCCCCCCACCCUCCCCGGGACACCAAAGUACCUCGUCCUCCUCUACCAGUCAGCAAGCCUCCAUCGGUCCCUGUGAAAUCACAGUCUCCUCCACAUAAACUCAGCCCUCCCAAGAAACCGCUGCCCCUGAACCCUACUCGCCCCCCCAUGUUGGUGUCAGAUCUGCAGCCUCGCCAUUCACCCUCACCUCCUCAGAGGCCCCUCCCCGUGAGCCCCGCCCGAGGGGCGUCUCCCAAACCUUCCUCUGGUCUCCUGGUUAUGAUGCCCCCUGCAGUCAGCCCCAAGCCCGUCGGCAAGGUAACAGCGAUCGCCCCUUUAAAAGUCCUCAGCACCCUGGGCCUCUAUACCCAACCUGUAUCCCUUCACCCAACCUGUACCCCUUCACCCAACCUGGGCCUCUGUACCCAACCUGUAUCCCUUCACCCAACCUGUACCCCUUCACCCAACCUGUACCCCUUCACCCAACCAGGGCCUCAGUACCCAACCUGUAUCUCUUCACCCAACCUGUACCCCUUCACCCAACCAGGGCCUCUGUACCCAACCUGGUCCCCUUUACCCAACCUGUACCCCUUCACCCAACCUGGUCCCCUUUACCCAACCUGUAACCCUUUACCCAACCAGGGCCUGUGUACUGAACUGGCCAGGGCUUUUCAGCCAUGUGCAAUGUUCUGA
Molecule: messenger RNA, 3786 nt
Organism: Chanos chanos (milkfish)
Lineage: Eukaryota; Metazoa; Chordata; Actinopteri; Gonorynchiformes; Chanidae
Gene: adam19a
Product: ADAM metallopeptidase domain 19a
Exons: 24
Coding region: 1-3786 (1261 amino acids)
Biological process (GO): proteolysis
Molecular function (GO): metalloendopeptidase activity
Source: RefSeq, a predicted model, not a curated record